UGCACAUCCGGGUCCCUGCGCUGGCGUUAAUACAUGCAGGUCUCUCACGGAGAGGCUAGGGUAUAACUGAGGUUUAGGGGCUUUUUUUCCCUUCAAAAACAGCCCGACCAAAUACAACAGCAGAGCAACCGAUGGUAUCCGAGAUCAUUUUGCCGCCGCCGCACGGGUUGAAGUAAUGCGUCCCUGGCUCGUCCGGAGCGGAGAGCUGGUCUCUUUUUCGACCUGAGUGCGCUGAAGGCUGGUGUCGCCCCCCUCGCUCCGCAGCCUCGUCUUUCUCUCGGCGUUUCUCUUCGCGGGGAGCGAUCCCCCUCCUUGCUGCCGCCGCCUUUGUGUCUUUUUAAUAUCGCAAAGCUCAUUUCGGAUUGGGGUCAGAAGUCAGGCAGCCAUGGGAGCUUUUUUGGACAAGCCAAAGAUGGAGAAGCAUAAUGCCCACGGGGAGGGGAAUGGCCUCCGCUACGGCCUGAGCAGCAUGCAGGGCUGGAGGGUGGAGAUGGAGGAUGCCCACACGGCCGUCAUUGGCCUCCCCCAUGGCCUGGACUCGUGGUCCUUCUUUGCCGUGUACGACGGGCACGCCGGCUCGCAGGUGGCGCGCUACUGCUGCGAGCACCUGCUGGAGCACAUCACCAGCAACCCGGACUUCCGCGGUGGCGCUCCGGAGCCCUCGGUGGAGAGUGUGAAGACGGGCAUCCGGACGGGCUUCCUGCAGAUCGACGAGCACAUGCGCGCCAUCUCGGAGAAGAAGCACGGCGCCGACCGGAGCGGCUCCACCGCCGUGGGCGUCAUGGUGUCGCCCAAGCACGUCUACUUCAUCAACUGCGGCGACUCGCGGGGCCUGCUCAGCCGCAAGGGCAAGGUGCACUUCUUCACGCAGGACCACAAGCCCAGCAACCCGCUGGAGAAGGAGCGCAUCCAGAACGCCGGCGGCUCCGUCAUGAUCCAGCGCGUCAAUGGCUCGCUGGCCGUCUCUCGGGCGCUCGGCGACUUCGACUACAAGUGCGUCCAUGGCAAAGGCCCCACCGAGCAGCUGGUGUCGCCCGAGCCCGAGGUGUACGAGAUCGAGCGCUCGGAGGCGGAUGAUGAGUUCGUGGUGCUGGCGUGUGACGGCAUCUGGGACGUCAUGGCCAACGAGGAGCUCUGUGACUUUGUCAGGUCCCGGCUAGAGGUGACGGAGGACCUGGAGAAAGUCUGCAAUGAGAUUGUGGACACCUGUUUGUACAAGGGAAGCCGAGACAACAUGAGCGUGGUGCUGGUCUGCUUCCCCGGCGCGCCCAAGAUCUGUCCUGAAGCGGUGAAGAGAGAGGCGGAGCUGGAUAAGUACCUAGAGAGCAGAGUAGAAGAGAUCAUUAAGAAGCAGGGAGACGAAGGAGCGCCAGACUUAGUCCACGUGAUGCGUACGUUAGCCACGGAGAGCAUCCCCAACCUGCCACCAGGGGGCGAGCUGGCCAGCAAACGGAGUGUGGUUGAAGCAGUAUACAACAGACUCAACCCCUAUCGGAGUGACGACACAGACUCCGCCUCCACCGACGACAUGUGGUAACGCAGCCCUUACCCCACCUGGCCCCCCACCCCGCGCCGCGUUUUACUCACAGCCAUCUACAGCACCGAGACCUCCCGCACGGCACUCACCGGCCACCCCCCCUCCGCCCGCCCUCCGAGCGCUCGUUCAAAAGAAGGGAAAAAGCCACGGGGCAUGUGGGGGGGGGCGCAGGUUUGGAGAGGACGCUCAGAACAACCCCCGCUGUAGAGCAGCAACCUGCCCAGGAAGCCAGGAGCGCUCCUGUUCCCCUUUCAUGUCUCUUCCUCUCCCCUCUCCCCCUUCCGACCUCCCCGACCCAGGUAAACUGCAACCGCCACCAAGUGUAAAACAACGACGGUUAAUUGUCAUUGUCAUUUUUUUCCAGUCGGUUGGAAUGAUUCUUUGCUGUAAUUAAUCGGACUCAAGAUUUUUUUUCUGUGUGUGUGUGUGUGUGUGUGUGUGUGUGUGUGUGUGUGU
This is a messenger RNA of Megalops cyprinoides (Indo-Pacific tarpon), 1993 nucleotides long. RefSeq names its product protein phosphatase 1A-like. NCBI's taxonomy places the organism in Eukaryota, Metazoa, Chordata, Actinopteri, Elopiformes, Megalopidae. The coding region runs from base 386 to 1537 and encodes 383 amino acids. Gene Ontology annotation, cellular component: nucleus; cytosol. The transcript has 6 exons. The record is from RefSeq and is a predicted model, not a curated record. Gene Ontology annotation, biological process: positive regulation of canonical NF-kappaB signal transduction; positive regulation of canonical Wnt signaling pathway; protein dephosphorylation. Gene Ontology annotation, molecular function: protein serine/threonine phosphatase activity; manganese ion binding; magnesium ion binding.